AUGGAGAUGGCAGGGAUCCAUCCUGAUACUUAUACUUACACUACUUUAAUGGAUGCUUAUUGUAAAUAUGGAGAGAUGGUCAAGGCACAUGAGCUUCUCGGUGAGAUGUUAGAUAGAGAGCUUCAACCAACUGUUUUUAUUAAGAGGAAGAAGUAUCUAGAGGCAAGGGAUCUGUUCAAAGAGAUGAGGAAAGAGGGCUUGGUUGCUGAUAGAGAAUUCUAUUAUACUUUCAUUGAUAUGACCUUUGACGAAGGGAACACCGAUAUGACUCUUGAGCUUUGUGAUGAAGCAAUAGAGAAGUGUCUCGUGGAUGAGACCAAUAAUGGGAACUAA
Messenger RNA from Ilex paraguariensis (yerba mate), 333 nucleotides. Lineage: Eukaryota; Viridiplantae; Streptophyta; Magnoliopsida; Aquifoliales; Aquifoliaceae. The record is from the annotation of a GenBank genome assembly.